This is a messenger RNA of Zingiber officinale, 2180 nucleotides long. RefSeq names its product phragmoplastin DRP1E-like. The transcript is spliced from 15 exons. Gene Ontology annotation, cellular component: microtubule; membrane; cytoplasm. Gene Ontology annotation, molecular function: microtubule binding; GTP binding; GTPase activity. The coding region runs from base 105 to 1952 and encodes 615 amino acids. The record is from RefSeq and is a predicted model, not a curated record. Lineage: Eukaryota; Viridiplantae; Streptophyta; Magnoliopsida; Zingiberales; Zingiberaceae.
AAUAAGAAGAGUCACUGGCCUUUGUUUCCUCGCCCGUUACUUACCGUUCUCAGCUCUCUUUCUUUCCUUUCUUGAGUUCGAAUUUCGGGUUUAGGGUUUCAGCGAUGACGACGAUGGAGAGCUUGAUCGGCCUGGUGAACCGUAUUCAGAGGGCGUGCACGAUGCUUGGGGACUACGGCGGCGGCGCCGACGGCGCUCUGCCGACCCUCUGGGAGGCGCUUCCCUCCGUCGCCGUCGUCGGCGGACAGAGCUCCGGCAAAUCGUCGGUUUUGGAGAGCGUCGUUGGGCGAGAUUUCUUGCCGCGUGGUUCUGGAAUCGUGACGAGAAGACCGCUGGUACUGCAGCUUCACAAGACAGAGGAGGGGAAGCCAGAAUAUGCUGAGUUUCUUCACUUGCCAAAGAGAAUAUUCACCGAUUUCUCUCUUGUGCGAAAGGAAAUUCAAGAUGAAACAGACAGGCUUACAGGCAAAACCAAACAAAUUUCUCCUGUUCCAAUACAUCUUAGCAUUUAUUCUCCCUUUGUUGUGAACCUAACACUUAUUGAUCUCCCUGGUCUAACAAAGGUUGCUGUAGAAGGGCAGCCUGAUAACAUUGUGCAAGAUAUUGAAAAUAUGGUGCGGUCAUAUGUUGAGAAGCCAAACUGCAUAAUAUUAGCUAUUACCCCUGCCAAUCAGGAUAUUGCAACCUCAGAUGCCAUCAAGCUUGCUAGGGAAGUUGAUCCAACAGGUGAAAGAACGUUUGGGGUGUUAACAAAACUUGAUUUGAUGGAUAAAGGAACUCAUGCACUCGAUGUUCUUGAAGGAAAAGCCUAUAAGCUUCAGCAUCCAUGGGUUGGAAUUGUCAACCGCUCUCAAGCAGAUAUCAAUAAAAAUGUUGAUAUGAUUAUUGCCAGGCGAAAAGAAAAGGAGUAUUUUGCAAAUAGUUUAGAUUAUUCACAUUUAGCUAGUAAAAUGGGUUCGGAAUAUCUUGCUAAACUUCUUUCAAAGCAUUUGGAAUCUGUAAUCAGGGCUCGAAUUCCUAGCAUUACAUCUUUGAUAAACAAAACCAUAGAUGAACUUGAAUCAGAGAUGGACAAUCUUGGCAGACCUAUUGCUGUGGAUGCUGGGGCUCAAUUGUACACCAUAUUGGAACUGUGCCGUGCAUUUGAUAAGAUAUUCAAGGAACAUCUAGAUGGAGGUCGCCCUGGUGGUGAUCGAAUCUAUGGGGUCUUUGAUCAUCAGCUCCCUGCUGCUUUGAGGAAGCUUCCAUUUGAUCGUCAUCUUUCCCUACAAAAUGUGAAGAAAGUCGUCUCAGAAGCAGAUGGUUAUCAACCACAUCUGAUUGCUCCUGAGCAAGGUUAUCGCCGCUUGAUUGAGAGUUCUUUGAAUUAUUUCAGAGGUCCUGCUGAAGCAUCAGUUGAUGCUGUACAUUUUGUUCUCAAGGAUUUGGUACGGAAGUCCAUUGGAGAGACACAGGAGCUGAAGAGAUUCCCUAGUCUCCAAGCCGAACUUGCCGCUGCUUGUUAUCAAGCUCUCGAAAGGUUCCGUGAAGACAGCCGAAAGACUGCGAUCCGAUUGGUUGACAUGGAAGCAUCCUAUUUGACAGUUGACUUCUUCAGAAAGCUCCCGCAGGAUAUUGAGAAAACUGGGAAUCCUUCCACUAUCACUGCUGACCGAUACUCUGAAGGACACUUCAGGAGGAUAGCCUCUAAUGUAUCCUCCUACAUAGUAAUGGUUUCUGAAAUGCUCAAGAACACACUCCCGAAGGCUACAGUCCAUUGUCAAGUCAGAGAAGCCAAACGCUCUUUGCUCAACCACUUCUACACCCAAAUAGGAAGAAAAGAGGGAAAGCAGCUAUAUCAGCUGUUGGAUGAAGAUCCUGCUCUAAUGGAGCGCAGAGUGCAGUGUGCCAAGAGGCUGGAGCUAUACAAAAAUGCAAGAGAUGAAAUUGAGGCAGUAUCUUGGGCUAGAUAAAGUUUAUGUUUUAGUUUAUCGACAUCAAUUAUCUUUGUAUGACUUUUCUAGUGCAUCAUCUCCUUCUCAUUUGCAAAUUAAGAUCUUUCCUUCUUCCCUGCUUCUUGUUGGCUUGUCUGUUUAGUAUUUUCAUUGUAAGAUUAUGUUUGUUUUGUAGCCCAAAUAUUUUAAUCGAUCCAUUCUGUGGAAAUAGUUUAAAUAUAAUUCAGUAGAAAAUGUUCUCGAGAA